This is a messenger RNA of Poeciliopsis prolifica (blackstripe livebearer), 1138 nucleotides long. RefSeq names its product glutamyl-tRNA amidotransferase subunit C (gene gatc). Gene Ontology annotation, molecular function: glutaminyl-tRNA synthase (glutamine-hydrolyzing) activity. Lineage: Eukaryota; Metazoa; Chordata; Actinopteri; Cyprinodontiformes; Poeciliidae. Gene Ontology annotation, cellular component: mitochondrion; glutamyl-tRNA(Gln) amidotransferase complex. The record is from RefSeq and is a predicted model, not a curated record. Gene Ontology annotation, biological process: mitochondrial translation; glutaminyl-tRNAGln biosynthesis via transamidation; regulation of translational fidelity. The transcript is spliced from 5 exons. Bases 142 to 681 code for a protein of 179 amino acids.
GAGCCUCUGCUUUACUUCCUGCUUCUUUAGCAUGUUGUUAGCAGAGCUGCUAGCUGUGUGGGCCUGACCUUACUGGGGAAGAGGACUCAGAAGAUAUGGCGGGUUUCGCUUAGAUCGUAUGCAGAGCUGGUUGAGUAAAAUAUGAUAAAGGUGUUGGCAUUUCAAACGCUUCGUGUCGUUUCCAGGGAAAUCCUGGGUUCGUCAUGUAACCUGGUGGAAAACAAUGUUUACUCCAUAAGAAGUCUGCAAAGACGAAUCUUAAGACCGCUCAGCUCUCACCAACAUAACCCAAAGGUCCCAAAAGUGCCAACAUGGGAGCCUGUACCAGAAGAGGAACUUCCUCAGCCCACCAAGAUCCCUGCUGACCUGGUGGACAAGCUGGAGCGGCUGGCGCUGGUGGAUUUCCGGACCCAGCAGGGGAUGGAGUGCUUGGAGAAAGCCAUUCGUUUUGCUGAUCAGCUUCACGUCGUUGACACGUCUGGGGUCGAGCCGAUGGAUUCGGUUCUGGAGGACAGGGCUUUACAUCUGAGGGAUGACACAGUGACAGAGGGCCACUGUGCAGAGGAGCUGCUCAAGCUGGCAAAAAACACAGUGGAAGAAUAUUUUGUUGCACCGCCAGGGAAUAUUCCUCUGCCUAAAAGGGAAGAGAGGGCUGCCAUCCUCAGACACUCGGAAUUCUGAAGACUUGAUUGUGAAUAAUUUAUUGCUUUUUUUUUUUUAAUGGAAAAUUGUACGUGUCUGCCUUACACUCCUCAGUCACUUGUCUUGGUUGAAACCACAUAGCAGACGUUCAUAAUUGUCUUUACUGCAGUUUAUCUGCAACCAUAAACACUGGGAGAAACUGGGAGAUGUGCAGCUGGUUUUAUUGGCUCACCUUCUGCUCAAAUUCAAAUAUUCCUGGUGUUGACAAACAUGUUCAGGUUUCAGUAUCAUUUCACAUAAAGUUGACGUCACACAUCGACUACAGCUGUGAGGAUGACAAAGUAAUGACAAAGCAGAAAUGCUCAGUGAAAUACAUGGUAUGUUUUCUUAUGUUGGUUGUCAUAUUUUACAUAACAUUCUCACUGAAAUCUUCAAAUGUCUUAAGCUCUUAUAAAUAUGACUGUAAAUAUUGACUGAAAUAAAAAUGUUAAAUCUG